Penicillium daleae is the source of this 786-nucleotide messenger RNA. Its product is annotated as glutaredoxin. Gene Ontology annotation, biological process: cellular response to oxidative stress. Gene Ontology annotation, molecular function: glutathione disulfide oxidoreductase activity. Lineage: Eukaryota; Fungi; Ascomycota; Eurotiomycetes; Eurotiales; Aspergillaceae. The transcript has 3 exons. Gene Ontology annotation, cellular component: fungal-type vacuole; Golgi lumen; cytoplasm. The record is from RefSeq and is a predicted model, not a curated record. The coding region runs from base 1 to 786 and encodes 261 amino acids.
AUGCCUUCCCAACGGCGUGUGCGACUGCUUGUCGUCGCUGUUAUUGCGAUCUUGGUCUUGACCUUUUAUUACUCGGACGAAGCGAGCAAAAUACAGAACCAGAAGUUCUACCGAUCUACACUGGAAGCCAUGCGGGCCAAGGAAGAGGCGAAGCAUACGAAACCGAACGAUAAGAUCCAGGAUACUACUGUCAAGCCCGGCACCGGCGCUGGAGGUGCGCAGGUUGGCAGUGCUGAUGUCGAGCGACCCGCUGUGCCGCUGGCGAAGGGGACGGAGAACAAGAACGAGGAAAUGGAGGAGAUUCCUAUUGCGGGGCGGACGAAGAUGACGGUGCCCAAGGCCAAGGGUGUGCAGGAUUCGUCUUUGAAUACGGGGGCAUCGGACGAGGACAAGAAGGUGGAAGAUGAGAAGGAGAGCGCCGAGCAGCUGGAUGCAAAGAGCGAGCUGAACUCGAUUCUGAAGAGAGCUCCAGUCAUCAUAUUCUCCAAAUCCUAUUGUCCGCACAGCAAGAGAGCCAAGAAUAUCUUGCUGGGCCACUACGAUAUCACACCAGAGCCAUUCGUCGUUGAGCUCGACCAGCACCCGAUCGGACCGGCUCUUCAACAACUUCUGAAGGAGAAUACCGGACGGGGAACUGUUCCCAAUGUCCUGGUGAAUGGCAAGAGUAUUGGAGGUGGAGACGACGUGGCUGCCCUGGAUCAGAGCGACGAGCUGGCAUCGAAGCUACGACAACUGGGCGGGAAGUGGAUUGCGGAGGUCGUGCAUAAGACUCCGGAAUCUGCGUAA